AUGGCGCUGGACCACCCGCACCUGAUCAGGUAUCACGAGCACUUCCUCCACGAGGGAGACCUGUACCUCGUGAUGGAGCCGGCCAUGGGCGGCACGCUCGCGCAGAAGGUGGAGUCCGCGAGGAGCCUGGGCUCCCCCAUGGACGAGGCGCUGUUGUGGCGGUGGCUCUCUGACGUCUCCAGCGCCCUCGUCUACCUCCACAGGCGGCGCGUCCUCCACCGCGACAUCAAGCCCUCGCACGUCUUCCUCGGCCAGGACGGCGCCGCGAAGUUGGGUGACUUCGGGCUCUCGAGGGAGCUGCAGACGGCGACGCAGUGUGCCCUCUCGUGCGUCGGGACCCCGUUCUACAUGAGCCCCGAGAUCGUUAAGGGCGAGGGCUACGCCUUCGCCUCCGACGUCUGGAGCCUCGGCUGCACGCUGUACGAGUGCGCCAUGUUCUUCUCGCCCUUCUACCGCAGCGACAUGGACUUCAUGGCGCUCGGCUCCGCCAUCUGCUCCGCGAGCUACCGGCCGCUGCCGCCAGACCAGUGGACCCAGGACCGGAGGUCGCCCGCUCCACCGUGCCGACCCUGGCCGGGCCGACCCCGGGCCGGCCAGGAGGAGGAGGAGGGGGAGGAGGGGGAGGAGGGGAGGAGGGGGAGGAGGGGGAGGAGGGGGAGGAGGGGGAGGAGGGGGAGGAGGGGGAGGAGGGGGAGGAGGGCACGACGCAGGACGCAGCAUAGAACGUCGAAGCAUCCGGGAACGCGACGGCGACUAUAUAAAAUGAAACGGGGGAGCGUGAUAAAUCACCAGCACUCCAGGCCGGAAGCAUUCGACCGAUAA
Messenger RNA from Prorocentrum cordatum, 822 nucleotides. NCBI's taxonomy places the organism in Eukaryota, Dinophyceae, Prorocentrales, Prorocentraceae. The record is from the annotation of a GenBank genome assembly.